Messenger RNA from Macrobrachium nipponense, 994 nucleotides. RefSeq names its product keratin-associated protein 5-1-like. The transcript is spliced from 6 exons. The record is from RefSeq and is a predicted model, not a curated record. Lineage: Eukaryota; Metazoa; Arthropoda; Malacostraca; Decapoda; Palaemonidae. The coding region runs from base 95 to 739 and encodes 214 amino acids.
UGAGCCGGAGAUUGUCAUUACCUCCCUGUUCUUCAGCUGUCGUGAGCGUGUUAGGAGUUGUUCGCUCCGCUUGACAAAGCCAGGUAUCGCAAAGAUGUGCAAGUGGAUUACAUUUCUACCUGUUCUCAUUGUCCUUUGGGCUGGAGCAGUAGUCUCGACAGAGGUCGAGAGAAGAGCGUUCGAACUGGAGGACACGGAACGUGACGAAGAGAAGGCAAAUGAACAAGGGAGGUUUUUCGGAAUUUUCAGAUGCGACGACAAAGGAUGUGAAAACCAGGGCGGGGAAUGUGGACAACACUGGUUCAAUCGUUGUAAGCGGAGAAUCAAUGGACUGUGCGAGGGAAUUUGCACUUGCUGUAUCCCUUGUGGAGGCUCUUGUGGUUCCAACAAUACAGGUAUCUGUCGAACUAGCUGCAGUUCUUCCGAGUAUGAAGCCGGAGAUAAUAACAAGUGUGGAAAUUUUGGAUGUAGCUGCUGCGAGAGAAAACCUGACUGUGGAGGAGCCUGCGGCGCUGAUGGCUCGGGUACCUGCAAACUAGGCUGUGACCCAAGUAGUGAGCGCAAAAUCUCCGGGACCUGCAAGCAUCCUGCCUGCGAGUGCUGCCAGCCAAAACCAGGAUGUGAGGAGAGAUGCGGACAGAAUAACCACUUCUACUGUAGACGGAAGAACGCUUGUUCCUUUUGGGACUGGAGGAUAGGCAGUUGCCCUGGAAAUAACUGCCGCUGCUGCAGGAAAUAACGGACAUCUGAAGUGGUCUUUGACAAGAAGUCCACGAGCACAUGGAGCACACGCACACAUAUACAUGAAUACUUAGAUAGUACAUACUGUACCAUUCACUUCUCACGUUCCCUGGAUUUGCCCUUCUGUACCAACACCAAUCUGUUAUGUCUUGGUAAUACUUUCCGUCUCUUUGUACUAUCUCCUCCCAGGAUUUCUGAAUUGAAUCCAUUUUUCUCUUUUCUUACCAUAGUCACCAUUCCACAAAUAAAAUGA